Molecule: messenger RNA, 983 nt
Organism: Drosophila serrata
Lineage: Eukaryota; Metazoa; Arthropoda; Insecta; Diptera; Drosophilidae
Product: m-AAA protease-interacting protein 1, mitochondrial
Biological process (GO): protein insertion into mitochondrial inner membrane from matrix
Cellular component (GO): mitochondrial inner membrane
Molecular function (GO): ribosome binding
Source: RefSeq, a predicted model, not a curated record
AGAUCUAGCGGCGGCCACACUGCUCUGCUCUGCAAUAACAACAUAAUAAUUUUAAGCUAUUUGCGCUGCGAAAAGUGCAAUUUACGCAAUGCAGCACACGCUCAGACGUUGCCUGGGCAUGGCCCGGGUGCCCCUGCUGCGCCUCCACCCCAGUGCCACAGUCGUUGCGACCACUAAACUGGAACCGGCGACGAUUCCAAGGCGCAAUUUAGCCUCGGUGCCGCAGGAACAGAACAAAAAGGAGCAGGACGCCAGGGAGAGUCCCAAUCGCCUUCCCCGCCUAAUGGACUUUCCUGAAAUCGUAUGGCCCUCGGCCCUGAACUCGCUCAAGAAUUGGAUCACGAUCCAGUUCAUCAUCCGGCCUUAUUUCGACAGUGAGUUCCAGCUAAAGGACUUCAUAUAUGGCGCCAAGCAGGCCCUGCAGGUGGUGUCCUCAAGACUGAUGGGCGGCGACCUAGACUCGCUGGAAAAGCUAGUCUCGCCCGAAGCGAUCGCGGAACUGAGACCCGUAAUACAAAAGCUCUCGAUGACCCAGCGGCGCCAGCUGGAGAUCAGAGAGAGCGACAUCUACCUCAGCUUCCCCUACCAGGUGGGCAUCAUGUUCGACGAGGCGAACGACAAGCUGCAGAAGCGCUUUGUCGAGAUCACCAUGGUCUUUCAUGUGAUGCGCGGGCUCUCCGAGAUGCGGGAACGCGGCGAGGAGAUUCCCUGGAACAUGGGCACUCUGCCCGAGUACCAAGACAAGGUGUUCAUCUGCAACUACCGCUUCAUCAAGGAAUUCACCGCCGGGCAGCAGUCUGACUGGACCAUCAACGUGGCCAACCAGUUCCGGGCCAUCGACCUGAUCAAUGAGACCAAAUAGCACAUGCUCCCGCCACCCUAGCCACCAUCCUAGCAUUCUACUAUCCGAUAUUAGAUGGUCCUUCCACCCUCGCCUUCGUUGGAAUAAAAAGUUCGUUGCCGCAUUUAGGUAUAAAAAACGA